Molecule: messenger RNA, 534 nt
Organism: Mauremys mutica (yellowpond turtle)
Lineage: Eukaryota; Metazoa; Chordata; Testudines; Geoemydidae
Product: 26S proteasome non-ATPase regulatory subunit 6-like
Exons: 1
Coding region: 1-534 (177 amino acids)
Biological process (GO): proteasome-mediated ubiquitin-dependent protein catabolic process
Cellular component (GO): proteasome regulatory particle
Molecular function (GO): protein binding
Source: RefSeq, a predicted model, not a curated record
AUGCGGCGCCACAAUAUGGCCCCAUACUAUGAAGCACUCUGCAAGCCGCUUGACUGGCAGAUGGACAUGGAGCUGUUGAAUAAGAUGAAAAAGGUGAAUGAGGAAGAGUUGAAACGUCUUGACAAUGAACUGGAAGAUGCUGAAAAGAUCUUGGGGGAGAGUGAAAUCCGUGAUGCAAUGAUGGCCAAGGCUGAAUACCUGUGCCGAAUUGGGGACAAGGAAGGAGCUCUGACUGCUUUUCGUAAGACAUAUGACAAAACUGUGGCACUGGGACAUCGUCUGGAUAUUGUGUUCUACCUUCUAAGAAUUGGUUUGUUUUACCUGAUUAAUGUCCUCAUCACACGGAAUAUUGAAAAGGCAAAAAGUCUAAUAGAGGAAGGAGGAGACUGGAGCAGGAGAAAUCGUCUGAAAGUCUACCAAGGUCUUUACUGCGUAGCUAUUCAAGAUUUCAAACAAGCAGCAGAACUCUUUCUUGAUACAGUUUCAACAUUUACAUUCACUACACAAAACUUCCAAGUCAAAAUGAGUUUCUAA